This is a messenger RNA of Papaver somniferum (opium poppy), 2193 nucleotides long. RefSeq names its product WD repeat-containing protein WDS homolog. The transcript has 4 exons. Lineage: Eukaryota; Viridiplantae; Streptophyta; Magnoliopsida; Ranunculales; Papaveraceae. Bases 208 to 1857 code for a protein of 549 amino acids. Gene Ontology annotation, molecular function: protein binding. The record is from RefSeq and is a predicted model, not a curated record.
AUGCCCAUAUAUUAGAAAAUUUCAUCGUUAUCCGAAGACAUUCAGAAAAAUAUCUAUUCCAUGAAUCUUCGAUUCAAAAUCCCUUCCUGCUCAGAUUCCGAAGUCUAAACUGUUUUAACUAACCAGUUCUGUUUCUUCCACGAAUCUCCAAUCUAAUUACACUAUCACUUAGUUUUCCCCUUUUUCUAGGGUUUCAUUUUUCAACUUAUGCCUUCCACCAUUAAUGAACUAAUUGUAACUCGGAGCUUAGAAAAAUCUGUACAACUGAAGGUUUGCGACAUUACUCCACAACUUGUAGCGAUGCCGGAUAAAUUAUCUUCGGAAUGUAUCGGUCCGAAUCGUUUGAUUAAGCGGCAAGAAUUUGUAAGACUUAUUAUUCAAUCUCUUUAUUCAUUAGGUUAUAAAAAAUCUGCAUCACUCUUAGAAUCCGAAUCAGGAAUUAGUUGUAAAUCAUCUGAAUUUAAAUUACUUGAAUCGCAAAUUCAGAAUUUUAAUUGGGAUGAAUGUAUUAAGACAGUUACGGAAAUUGAGAAAUUGAAUGAAGAAACCAGAAAUGGAGUUUUGUUUCUUAUUUACAGACAAAUCAUUUUGGAGAUUUUAACAAAUGGGGAUGAUUUUUCGUCUGCAUUGAAAGUAUUGCGGAAACGCGUUUCGGGUUUAGGUGUGGACGGUGAGAAAAUUCAUAAUCUUGCUUGUGGAAUCAUUUCAACCAAGGAAAUGGAGGUGGGUAAGUUAGAUGAUAGUUGUGGUUUGCGAGGGAAUUUAUUGAUUGAGUUAGAGAGGUUACUUCCACCGCCAAUUACAUUGCCAGAGAGAAGGUUGGAACAUCUUGUGGAGUUGGCUGUCACUGCGCAGUGGGAUUCUUGUAUUUACCAUAACUCAAAUGAGGUAAUUUCGUUAUACGAGGAUCAUUGUUGUAGCCGCGAUCAGAUUCCCAACGAAACCGUUCAGAUUUUAAACAACCACGAGAACGAAGUUUGGUUUGUACAAUUCUCAAAUAAUGGGGAUUACUUGGCAUCCUCAUCCAGUGACUGCACAGCCAUUAUAUGGAAGGUAUCAGAAGAAGGCAUCCUAUCUCUGAAGCACAGUCUACGUAGCCACCAAAAUCCUGUUUCCUUUGUGUCAUGGAGUCCUGAUGACAAGAUGUUGCUUACAUGUGGAAAUGAAGAAGUCUUGAAGCUCUGGGAUGUGGAUACAGGAAUAUGCAAGCACACAUUUGGUGAUCUGAUCCCCAUUGUGAGUUCAUGUGCUUGGUUCCCUGACUCAAAGCGUCUGGUUUGUGCCAGCUCUGACCCAAAAAAGUGUAUCUACAUGUGGGAUCUUGAAGGAAAUGAAUUGGAAGCAUGGAGAGGUGUGAGAAUGCCAAAGGUCACAGACCUGGCCGUCACACCAGAUGGAGAACACCUAAUUAGUGUCUGUUUUGAGAAAAAUAUAAGAAUAUUUAAUUUUCGAACAAAGACCGAACGAAUCAUCAAGGAGGAGCAUGUAAUUACGUCGCUUUCUGUUUCUAGGGAUAGUGAGUUUUUUAUCAUCAACCUUAACAGCCAAGAGAUUCACAUGCAUGACAUUGCUGGAAACUGGAAGACGCCUUUGAAAUAUAUGGGCCACAAGCAAGGAAAAUAUGUGAUAAGAUCAUGUUUUGGUGGUGCUAACAAUAUGUUCAUUGCCAGCGGCAGCGAGGAUUCAAAGAUCUACAUUUGGAAUCGGCGAAAUUAUGAGCCAGUUGAGAUUCUAUCUGGUCAUUUAAUGAACGUGAACUGUGUUACUUGGAACCCAAAAAAGCCUCACAUGUUAGCAUCGGCAAGUGAUGAUCGAACCAUCAGAAUAUGGGGGCCAAGGGGAAGAAAGAAUUUCUAAGAAUCCUUGUUUCGAUCAGAACAGAGGUUUGGACUUUGUGAAUCGUGUAGAUAGAACUUGGUAGGUUUUCUCCUUAGAAUCUGUCUUACAUCAUACGCAUCUUUGUCCGAGUUGUUUGUAAAUCUGAGUAUGUUGUUUUUCCUGUUUUCAUUUUUAUUCUCUCUUCACAUCAAAUUUUGUUAGCUCCUUGUAAAUCUAUAAUGUCUCCUUUUUAAAAAAAAAAUAAAUAGGAAAAAGAGUAUAAUGUCUCCUUGAAAUGGCAUGUCUAUGUUGCCGAGAUUUUUGUUGCACGAUUUUGUAGCACCGUUUUGAUGCAUUGUCUGGUGACAUUUUUCU